Molecule: messenger RNA, 2389 nt
Organism: Eurytemora carolleeae
Lineage: Eukaryota; Metazoa; Arthropoda; Copepoda; Calanoida; Temoridae
Product: Na(+)/H(+) exchanger protein 7
Exons: 3
Coding region: 203-2389 (728 amino acids)
Biological process (GO): proton transmembrane transport; regulation of pH; sodium ion transport
Cellular component (GO): membrane
Molecular function (GO): sodium:proton antiporter activity
Source: RefSeq, a predicted model, not a curated record
GAUUAAUCCAGACAAUUUGGAGUGAUUAAAAAAGUGGAUUAACUUUCAAUUGUGAAAAACAUAGUUUUAUUUUACAAAAAAAAUAAUUCUAACAUGAAUAACAAUCAUACCCUAUUCUACUAAAAUGAUAAAGUGAUUUACACACAGGACUUGAAUAAAGAAAGAUAAGAGUUAGUUGUCCCGGCGCCGUGAUAAUGCAAGGAUGCAGUUUUUAAUAUUUCUUAUAUUUUUUAUACAAACAGUUCUGUGUGCCUCAACCGGUAGUGUUCAUAAUAAUCAUAAUGGCGUAAAACAUAACCUAAGUGAUAAAAAUGUUAAUGCUCCUGGCAGUCAUGAUGGCUAUGACCAUCAUAAUGUGCUUCCAACACAACUCCACGAAACCCAUAAGGUUCAUGAUGAACAUCACGGAGUACACCUUGCCUCCUGGCGGUGGUCCGAGUAUUCAAGUCCCAUUAUGUUUACUGGCAUGAUAUUAUGUGCAGUGAUCCUAAAAAUCAUCUUCCAUCACCUCCCCUGGCUUGCUAAACUCCUUCCUGAAUCAUGUGUUCUUAUUGUUGUCGGUAUAUUUGCCGCUAUUAUCAUCGACUAUGUGAUCCUGGAUGAUUUUAUUCAAACUGAUCAUAAUCCAUUCCCAACCUUCACUUCAGAGCUAUUCUUUAACGUACUCCUGCCUCCAAUCAUACUUGAUUCUGCUUUGGCACUCUAUGACAGAGACUUCUUUGAUAACUUCAAUGCUGUCAUGAUCUUCGCUGUGUUUGGAACUCUCUUUAAUGUGUUUGCUAUAGGGUUCAGUCUGUAUGGAUUGUCCUAUACUGGAAUACUAGGAGAGUUUAAGUCUAAUGAAUCUGGGAUCCAGAUGAUCCAUGAGUUGAAACCAACAGAAUGCUUAAUAUUCUCCAGCUUAAUAUCAGCAGUCGAUCCUGUAGCAGUGUUAGCAAUCUUUGAAGAAAUCCAUGUACACAUGGGCCUUUAUUUUCUAGUCUUUGGAGAAUCAUUGUUUAACGAUGGUGUAACUGUUGUACUGUACAACACUAUGAAUGUACUGCUUGAUAUACCAGAUGUAGGCUGGUAUGAGACGAUGAUGGCCAUCCUAUCUUUCUUCUCUGUUGCUUUUGGUGGGGCCAUCAUAGGCUUUCUGAACGGUAUCUUUGCAAGCUAUAUUACAACAUUUACUAAACAUGUUCGCGUUGUGGAGCCUUUAGUAAUAUUCAGCAGUGCAUACUUUGCAUUCCUUAUGGCGGAGUUGGUUCAUUGGUCUGGGAUUAUAAGCAUUAUAGCGUUUGGGAUUACAGUGAAGCGAUAUGGGUUCCAGAACCUUGGUCGAGAAAGCUACACCACGGUCAAGUACGCAAUCAAGACACUGGCAACUACCAGUGACUGUAUCAUUUUCCUUUUCCUUGGUAUAGUUCUAAUUCAAGAGAGUCAUAACUUCCAUGUUGGAUUCAUUUUAGCAACAAUAGUUCUAUGUUCAAUCUUCAGGUUCCUCGGAACAUUCAUCUUCUCCUCUCUCGUCAACCUCCGCAGGAUUCAUAAGAUAGAGUUCAAGGAGCAGAUCAUAAUGGGCUAUGGAGGUUUACGUGGUGCUGUGGGAUUCUCUCUGGCUGUUGUCUUGGAAAAGGAUGUCUGGUACAGGGAGCUGUUUGUAUCUGCUGCUCUAGCAAUGGUCUUCUUCACAGUCUUCCUCCAGGGUAGUACCAUCAAACUACUGGUGCGGUGUCUCAACAUCAAGCUGGAUACAGAUGAGGAGAAGCUCAUUACUAUCGAUAUUCAAGAGGGGCUUAUGGAUGACAUCAUGAGUGGGGUUGAAACGAUUAUCGGAAAGAAGACGCAAGCAAAAGGACUUUGUCACUCAUUUUUUAAAUGUUUAGAUCACAGGCUUCGAAGCGGUUUGAUCCUUGAAGACCGUAAAGCUAUUUUUAAAAAGUAUGAACAGAUAAUGUUGGAUGAACAUUUCACCAACCUGUAUGCUCCCAGAAUCCUGGCAACACAACAGGCUGAUGAUAAUACUAUUCCUCAUGUUACACUGUCUGCUGUGGAUUCAAGAAAAACCUUCAAGGAAGGAUUAAAAUCUUCAACUUGGGAGAAGUUCCGGCACCAUGACGCUGAACCUGAUCUUGUGAGUGUUGUAAACCAACUCCAGCUCCGGAGAGAAAGAGCUAAAACCAUGGAGAUUCAGAUUCUUACCUCAGCAGAUCAUCUUCAUGCAGAACAGAAGGAUGAACCGAGGGCUGAAGACGAGAGUUCGGCGACCCGGCCAGGUUUAAACCGCUCCGCCUCGGCCAACUGGGCAGGACUCCGCCGCGCGAGCAAACGCGCCGUAGCGAUGAAAGAUCAGUAUGAUAAGGUUCAGACGGAGAAGAAACUACGGAGUCCUCUCCCAACUCAUUGA